GUCUUUUGCGUUACACUUUCACUGUGUAAACAGUUGCGGAUGAUAUCUUCACCGUUCAUUCUCUGACCUUCUCUCUCUACUUUCCUUAUUUUCUUGUUUUUCGACCCAUUUCCUUUCAUUAGUCUUCAUUGUAAGCACCAUUUUCACACUCACUCUCUUUCUCUCUACACUUUCCUGGGGUCUCAAUUUUUAGUUUCUAUAGAUAAUGUUCUGGAAGAUGGAGUCUCUGUUUGCUCUUACACUUCUGGUCUUAGUAGCAGAAGUUUCUUUUGUUGCUGCUGAUGAUGAAGCAUUCAUUGGUGUUAACAUAGGAACAGACCUUUCUGACAUGCCUCACCCAACUCAAGUAGUGGCCCUCCUCAAGGCUCAGCAAAUCUGGCAUGUCCGGCUCUAUGAUGCUGACCGUGGCAUGCUAGUUGCACUUGCAAAUACAGGCAUUCAGGUCAUGGUCUCUGUUCCCAAUGACCAACUUCUAGGAAUUGGUCAAUCGAAUUCAACUGCUGCUAAUUGGGUUUCGCAUAAUAUUGUAGCUCAUUACCCAGCUACAAACAUCACAGCCAUUUGUGUAGGUUCUGAGGUUUUCACCACCAUACCCAAUGCAGCGCCAGUCCUUGUCAAUGCCAUGAAGUACAUUCAAUCAGCCCUUGUUGCAUCCAAUCUAGAUCGCCAAAUCAAAGUUUCAACACCCCUUUCUUCAUCUAUUAUCCUCGAUUCCUUCCCACCAUCCCAAGCCUUCUUUAACCGCUCAUGGAAUCCUGUUUUGAUUCCCAUGCUCAAUUUCUUGCAGUCUACAGGGUCACACUUGAUGCUCAAUAUAUACCCUUACUAUGACUAUAUGCAAUCAAAUGGUGUGAUUCCAUUAGAUUAUGCACUCAUGAAGCCUCUUGCUCCAACCAAGGAAGCUGUUGAUGCUAACACACUUGUUCACUAUUCUAAUGUCUUUGAUGCCAUGGUUGAUGCUGCAUACUUCGCCAUGAAUUUUCUGAACUUCACUAACAUCCCUGUCAUGGUAACUGAAUCUGGCUGGCCAUCUAAAGGUGAUACUAAUGAGCCGGAUGCAACUCUAGAUAAUGCCAACACUUACAACAGUAAUUUGAUUAGGCAUGUGCUGAACAAAACUGGAACCCCCAAUCACCCUGGAAUUGCUGUUAGUACAUACAUUUAUGAGCUGUAUAAUGAAGAUUUGAAACCCGGGCCAGUCUCAGAGAAGAACUGGGGAUUGUUUAACGCAAAUGGGGAGCCUAUUUACAUAUUGCAUCUGACUGGGGCUGGCUUAGUGCUAGCUAAUGACACUACGAACCAAACUUACUGCACUGCAAAGGAAGGCGCUGACCCAAAGAUGCUGCAAGCUGCUUUGGAUUGGGCUUGUGGACCUGGCAAGGUUAAUUGCAGUGCUAUAUUGCAGGGUGAACCAUGUUACGAACCAGACAAUGUGAUUGCACAUGCAACUUACGCAUUUAACAGUUACUAUAGUCGGAUGGGGAAGGCUCCUGGGACAUGUGACUUCAAUGGCGUGGCUGCUAUCACCACUACAAACCCGAGUCAUGGUACCUGUUUAUUCCCAGGAAGCACCGGCAAGAUAAACGGUUUUGGAAACAUUACAGCCCCAUCAAUGAAUUCCACGAGCUCAGCUCCUCCUGCCCAAAAUUUGUAUAACCUCGGUUCUAUGAGCUUCUUGCUUCUCAGAGUUCUCAUCUGUAGCAUAGUUUUCUUGUAAACUGGUAUGUGCUGAAAUCUUUUGCAACCCUAAAAAUUUUGUGGCAGUUUAUUCUACUAGGUGGAAGUGUUUGUUCUACUAGGUGGAAGUGUUUUCCUUUCUCUUGGAGGAGGUUUAGGCGUAGAGGAAUUGGGGCAUUGAAUUUUUGUACAAAAGAAACUGGAGAAGAGCCAGAAUAUAGUUUGGCAUCAACUGGAUUAUUAUUCUUUAUAAUGCAAAGAUGUGAUAUCCUUCUAGUAUAAUAA
Populus nigra (black poplar) is the source of this 1962-nucleotide messenger RNA. RefSeq names its product glucan endo-1,3-beta-glucosidase 2-like. The transcript is spliced from 4 exons. Gene Ontology annotation, biological process: carbohydrate metabolic process. Gene Ontology annotation, molecular function: hydrolase activity, hydrolyzing O-glycosyl compounds. Gene Ontology annotation, cellular component: plasma membrane. The record is from RefSeq and is a predicted model, not a curated record. Lineage: Eukaryota; Viridiplantae; Streptophyta; Magnoliopsida; Malpighiales; Salicaceae. The coding region runs from base 206 to 1717 and encodes 503 amino acids.